AUGGCAGUGAGCUGGCUGCAGGACCGCGAGGUGGCGGACCUCUGCAUCGGCAAGCCGCCGACCAGGCCGAUCCCACUCUCCGCCACCGUCGGCGACGCACUCCUCGCCCUCAGGAACGCCGGCGCAGACGACCGCCUCGCCGUCUGGGCCGCCGAUCGCGCCGCUCCCGAGAGGAGGGCCUGCGUCGGGAAGGUGUGCAUGGUCGAUGUCAUCUGUUACCUGUGCGCCGAGGAGAACCUCGAGGCGCCCUGCGCCGCCCUCGGCGCGCCCGUCUCCGCCUUCCUCUUUCCCAAGGCCGCCGCCCCCCUCGUCCGCCGCGUCGAGCCCAGCUCCAGCAUUUUAGAAGCUCUCGACGCGAUUUUCGACGGGGUGCAGAGCCUGGUGGUGCCCAUCCGCGCCGCCGCAUCGCGGAGGAAGCUCGCCGGCGGGGGAGGCUCCGCCGAGUUCUGCUGGCUGACGCAGGAGGACUUCCUUCGCUUCUUCCUUAACUCCAUCUUCCUCUUCUCCCCCGUCCCCGCCCUCUCCGUCUCCGACCUCGGCCUCGUCCGCCCCGCUGCCCUGACCGUCCGCCACCAGGACCCCGCGCUGUGCGCUCUCCCCCUCAUCCGCGCCGCCCUCACGGAGCAGACCUCCGUCGCCGUCAUCUCCAACAACGGCCACCUCGUCGGUGAGAUCUCCCCCUCCACCCUCGCCCACCUCGACGAGCGCGUCGCCGCUGCCCUCGCGGCGCUCUCCGCAGGCGAGCUGACGGCCUACAUAGACUGCUCCGGCACCCUGCCGGAGUCCGCCACAAGGUCCAUAAAAGCCCGGCUGAGGGAGAAGGGGCUGCUGGGCAUGCUCGAGCUCCUCGAGGCUGACUUCUCUCCGCCAUUCUCGCCCACGACGUCCUGCUCCUCCUCCUCCUCGUCCGACGAUGAGUCCUCGCCAUCGGCGGCACCGUCGAACUGUAGGAGACCGAGGCGGCUUAGGUCAGUGGGGAGCUAUUCGGCGAGGAUGGGGAGGCAAUCAGAGGAGGCGAUCGUGUGCCAUCCGUGGAGCUCGCUGGUGGCGGUGAUGAUACAGGCGUCGACACACCGAGUGGGCUACGUGUGGGUGGUCGACGACGACUACUUCCUCGUCGGGAUGGUCACCUUAUCCGACAUGCUUAAGGUAUUCCGGGAGCAGCUUGCUUGA
Molecule: messenger RNA, 1173 nt
Organism: Musa acuminata AAA Group (dessert banana)
Lineage: Eukaryota; Viridiplantae; Streptophyta; Magnoliopsida; Zingiberales; Musaceae
Product: CBS domain-containing protein CBSX5-like
Exons: 2
Coding region: 1-1173 (390 amino acids)
Cellular component (GO): cytoplasm; nucleus
Source: RefSeq, a predicted model, not a curated record